Molecule: messenger RNA, 2268 nt
Organism: Marmota monax (woodchuck)
Lineage: Eukaryota; Metazoa; Chordata; Mammalia; Rodentia; Sciuridae
Gene: Uap1
Product: UDP-N-acetylglucosamine pyrophosphorylase 1
Exons: 11
Coding region: 237-1802 (521 amino acids)
Biological process (GO): UDP-N-acetylglucosamine biosynthetic process
Molecular function (GO): UDP-N-acetylglucosamine diphosphorylase activity
Source: RefSeq, a predicted model, not a curated record
AGAGCGGCGAGAGAGGCGGGGUGGCCGGGGCCGGCGCUCCCCUCGGCCCCAGCUCCCGGCCCGCCCCGCCGCCCUGGCCCCCCGGAUGAGGGUAUAUAUUCCGAGCGGGCGCGGAACGCCGAUGAGUGGCGGAGCCGUAGGAGCCGGAGCCGAGUGGAGCUGCGGUAGCGCGGAGGGAGGCUUGCAGUUGCAGAAAUUAUACCCCUGUUUUCACAGAGGUUGGUUACCAGAGCAUUAUGAAUGUUAAUGACCUCAAACUCAGGUUGUCCAGAGCUGGGCAAGAACACCUGCUACAGUUCUGGAAUGAAUUGGAAGAAACCCAACAGGUAGAACUUUAUGCUGAACUCCAGGCCAUGAACUUUGAGGAGUUGAACUUAUUUUUCCAAAAGGCUAUUGAAGGAUUUAACCAGUCCUCUCACCAAGAGAAAGUGGAUGCACGAAUGGAGCCUGUUCCCCGAGAAGUGUUGGGCAGUGCUACCAGGGAUCAAGAUCAGCUCCACGCCUGGGAAAGUGAAGGACUUUUCCAGAUUUCUCAGAGCAAAGUAGCAGUUCUUCUUCUAGCCGGUGGGCAGGGGACAAGACUUGGAGUUGCAUAUCCCAAGGGGAUGUAUGAUGUUGGGUUGCCAUCCCAUAAGACACUUUUUCAGAUUCAAGCAGAACGUAUCCUGAAGCUACAGCAGUUAGCUGAAAAAUAUCAUGGCAACAAAUGCAUCAUUCCAUGGUAUAUAAUGACCAGUGGCAGAACAAUGGAAUCUACAAAGGAAUUUUUCACAAAGCACAAGUACUUUGGUUUAAAAAAAGAGAAUGUAGUCUUUUUUCAGCAGGGAAUGCUGCCUGCUAUGAGUUUUGAUGGGAAAAUUAUUUUAGAAGAGAAGAACAAAGUUUCUAUGGCUCCAGAUGGUAAUGGUGGUCUUUAUCGGGCCCUUGCAGCCCAUAAUAUUGUGGAGGAUAUGGAGCAAAGAGGUAUUUGGAGCAUUCAUGUCUAUUGUGUGGACAACAUAUUGGUAAAAGUGGCAGACCCACGGUUCAUUGGAUUUUGCAUUCAGAAAGGAGCAGACUGUGGGGCAAAGGUGGUAGAGAAAACAAACCCUACAGAACCAGUUGGAGUGGUUUGCCGAGUGGAUGGAGUAUACCAGGUGGUAGAAUAUAGUGAGAUUUCCCUGGCAACAGCUCAAAAACGAAGUUCAGAUGGACGACUGCUGUUCAAUGCGGGGAACAUUGCCAAUCAUUUCUUCACUGUACCAUUUCUGAGAGAUGUUGUCAAUGUUUACGAACCCCAGUUGCAGCAUCAUGUGGCUCAAAAGAAGAUUCCAUAUGUGGAUUCCCAGGGGCAAUUAAUUAAGCCAGACAAACCAAAUGGAAUAAAGAUGGAAAAAUUUGUCUUUGACAUCUUCCAGUUUGCAAAGAAGUUUGUGGUGUAUGAGGUAUUACGGGAAGAUGAGUUUUCUCCACUAAAGAAUGCGGACAGCCAGAAUGGGAAGGACAACCCUACUACUGCAAGGCAUGCUUUGAUGUCCCUUCACCAUUGCUGGGUCCUUAAUGCAGGUGGCCACUUUAUAGAUGAAAAUGGCUCCCGCCUUCCAGCAAUUCCCCGUGCUACAAAUGGAAAGUCAGAGACCAUCACAGCUGAUGUCAAUUACAACUUGAAGGAUGCCAAUGAUGUACCAAUCCAGUGUGAAAUCUCUCCUCUUAUCUCCUAUGCUGGAGAAGGAAUAGAAAGUUAUGUAGCAGAUAAAGAGUUCCAUGCACCUUUAAUCAUUGAUGAGAACGGAGUCCAUGAGCUGGUGAAAAAUGGUAUAUGAACCAUCUACCAAGUUCUACUAUAAUAGGAAAUAGCUUUUAUUUUUGAUAGAUCAACUGUGAAACCGCAGGACCUCUCCUGGAAGACUGAAGUUUGAACUUCCACAGGAUUUCAUUUUGCUUGCUGAACUGUUGAAACUACUACAAACUUUUCAAGAUCCAGAUGACUGAAUUUCAGAUAGUGUUUUUAUUAUCCUCAACUUAUUGAAGGUCUUAUUUAUAUUUUUUGAUUGUAUGAUUUUUCUUCCAGCCAAGGAAAAUAUUGACCAUCCAGAAAGUUUCCUAUAGCUUAACUAUAAUCAGGAUGUUCAACAUUACUUUACUUUGUUUUCGAAGUUGUACAUAGUAAUAAUAUGUCAUGUACAUGUCAGAAGGUUUUUAUGAUACUAAAAGUUUGUUUUAUUUUAUCAAGCAUUAAACUUUUUAAAGGAAAUAAUUGGACACCAAAAUAAACUUAUCUUCUUGUUU